UCUCUCUCUCUCUCUCUCCCCCAUGUAAAAGGAAAAUAUAAAUUGUCUAUCAACCUAAAAAUGAUUCUGCAUUUCUGAAGAAGCAUGACCAUGGCUUGCAGUCCUUUCUUCUCACCCUGCCUCGGUUCUCUUUGGUCCACAAAACCCACUAAACAUCUCCCUUGUCAUUUCUCUACUCCUUUCCAAUAUAGCAACAAGAGAGAGUUCCCAUUGGCUGCAGUAGCUUCAGUCCCAUACAUACCUGCUAAUGUAGACUAUUUGGAGACACAGUUCAGUGGCCAUGGAGUCACCUUUGAGGGUAUAGGUGACAGCUAUGUUGUCAAGAUGGGCUUGGAAAAUGGAAGCUUGGCCAGCUUGAUGCUGCCAAGCGGCUUGAUCACAUCAUACAAGGCUCCCAUGUGGCAUGGGGGGACGCUAGAGGUGCUGCACACAACAGUUACAGAGGAGGAUAGUGGCGCUGUUAUUCAAGGAGGGGUAUCUUUAGCCUUGGAAUGUGAAAGUGAUGGUGGGAAUUCAUGGUCUCCAAGUUCUUGGAUUCUUCAAGAUGUUAGAGGAAAUGCUGAAGAGCUAAUUCAGGUAGAAAUGGUUAGCAGCGACUCAGAGAAUAUGGCUGAAGCUAAAUACAUUGUGACUCUCCAACAAGAUAUAAUAAGCUCGGAGAUUGUAAUAUCAAACUUAAAAUCUUUGCCCCUCCAACUGACUGGCUCUGUCAUCAGUCAUCUGACAGUCAGUAACCUGGAUGCAACUUAUGCCAUUGGAUUAGAAGGAUCAAAUUUCUUCAGCAGGACACCAUUUUUGUCGAACUUUGGUUUAAUUCCCCCAGACUUUGGCCAGAAAAAUGAAGUGGGUUCUAGCCAAUUAUGGGGACAACCUGGGAUCAGGAGAUUUUUAUCUGGCUCGAAUGCAAAAAACCAGAACAAUGCAGACCAAGUAGAAAGAAUAAAAAAGGAAGAAAUGGAAGGUGAAGAGGAAGACAACUACAAGCAGUUGAGUAGUGAAAUGAGCAGGAUUUACACCAGUGCACCACGGAACUUCACCGUCAUUGACAGGGGCAGAAGAAAUUCUGUUGUAGUAGGAAGAGAUGGGUUCAAGGAACUGUACAUGUUCAGUCCUGGCUCCACCCAUGAAUGCUACAGCAAGUACACUUACAUAUGUGUAGGCCAGUCAGCUGUUCUUAAACCAAUAAUCCUAGGUCCUGAAGAUGUAUGGAGAGGUGGGCAACAUUUACACAACCCAAAUCUCUAAAUCAAUGUGAGCCUGAGGCAAGCUUGGCUUUUAUCUUCUUUAUAUGCAGAUAUCAGAUGAUCUUCUUGAGUAUUAAUACAUGCAGUGUUUCAAUGCA
Messenger RNA from Vitis riparia (riverbank grape), 1342 nucleotides. Its product is annotated as protein NDH-DEPENDENT CYCLIC ELECTRON FLOW 5. Gene Ontology annotation, biological process: carbohydrate metabolic process. The coding region runs from base 85 to 1245 and encodes 386 amino acids. The transcript is spliced from 3 exons. Gene Ontology annotation, molecular function: catalytic activity; carbohydrate binding. The record is from RefSeq and is a predicted model, not a curated record. NCBI's taxonomy places the organism in Eukaryota, Viridiplantae, Streptophyta, Magnoliopsida, Vitales, Vitaceae.